CUCUUAGGAUGUCUGCUAUUCCAGUCUUGGCGGAUCCCAGCAGAGAGACACUGCUGAACCCUGCAUGGCCGAGGAUGCAUCGGAGUAUCUUGCCUCUUUCAGAAAAUCGGUUUCCUCCCUAGUGCCCUCUUCUUUCUUCUUCCAGCUAUUCAAACGCAAAACUGAGCUCCUCUCCUAUUUGAUCCUGUGUAUUGUGAAAAUGCCAUUCAUCCCACCUGUGUCAAUUGCACGCUCUGUGUCAGGACUGACUGGGAGGGAGAGACCUCUCAACAACACUUCAUCUACACCUGCUGUGGCUAAGACGAAGGUCCAAAGGGACGACAAAGGCAGCUCAGUGAAGGAGCGGCUGGCUUCAAACCUCAAGCAGCUGGGGAAGAAAAGCCAACCCAGGAGUCAUCUGCCAACCGCCAAAGGAGUGUCGGGGGCAGAGCUGCAUGCUAAGAGAAAGGACAGAUUGUUGCCUUCGUCACAGACGGACAGCUUCCCUGCGUCCAGCUCAGGCGAGUCCCUGUCUAAGACAGAGCGGUACAUACAUGCAAGCCAGAGCUCUGUAAAGAGUGAACCUGAGGUGAAGACAAGGGGCAGGAAUCAGGAGGAGGCCCGUUUCACGCUGACUCUCACACCUGAGGCUGUUCUGCUGCUACAGCGGAGGAACAACGAGAGACGUCAAAACUCAGCAUCCAGGAGUGCAGGAAGCGGAGGUGGUGUUUCUAGAAGCACCUCAGAUUCCAGACGUAGGAGGGAGAACGUCUCUAAAAGGCAUCAGGCAGCAGCACAGAGACACAGCACUCCAAACAGCAGAGUCCCAGCUAAGAACAACAGCGAUGAUGAACUGAGAGACAUAAGCUCGAUUAUGAAAAUCUCUCUUCUGAACGAGCAACAUAAGUAUGAUGAUGUGGAGUACGAGGAAGAGGAGGACUACGUUGUGGACGAGCGCGUGGUGCUGAAAUGUACAGAGUGGCUCCGUGGGUUGGAAAACACACCUGUGACAGUGGGAAACGGCCUGAAAGCAGUGUGAAAAGGCGAAAUCAGAAGGUCUGCCUAACUGAGGUCAACCUGAGACUGACCUGCACUUUCUGUCUAUGUGUUACUGGUGCUCUGUGCUUCUCUUCUGUAUGCCUUGAGGAUAAGUUAGAAAGCGGAUUUUACUGGCCACAAUCCUGUGAAGAUAUUAAUCCAUUGUGACAGUGUUGAAGUUUUUAUCAAAACUGACAGAAAGUUUUGGCAAGUUCAUGAAAUGUUCUGUUCCACCCAUCUUCUUCAGUGUCCAGAGGAUAAACUGAUUACAUAUAAUACACUACAUUACAUAUAAUGGGAAAGACAACUCCUCACUGACUGUGUUGCAAAAACGAAGGUUAGAUUGUAGCGUCAGAUACUGAGCAGCGCACCUACAGUCGGCAACACUGCCUUAAGUCAGGGUCUCCAUGGAGAGAAGGAAUUGUGGCAUCAACUUUUAACAGCCUCCCUAUGCACUUCGUUUACCUGUUGUAAAGAUGGGCACUGUUAACCUCUUCAGCUCCAAUGAUACUUUCUAUGGGUCAGACUCAUGCCGUGCAGCUAUUGUUAUUCAAACCCAAAACAGAUUAUAAGUUUUAACUGCAGCCCUUGCAUUUCUGAAGAUUCCAAAUGUGGUUAUAUAAAGAAAUUUAUAUAAAAUUCUGUAUAUAUAUGAAUAUUGACAUUUAAUGAAACGAUGCAGCCAUAAAAGUCAUGAAAUCUUGGGUAUGAAUAUUUCACUCAGUGUAAACAUCAUAAUGCUUCAAGAAACAGCACAGCUGGUACAAGAUGGUACAGAAUGUGUUUGUGAUACUGUCGGACAGAGUGGAAUAAAAUAAUUUUCCAGCUGUCAAGCUAAUAAAAGGAAA
Scatophagus argus is the source of this 1865-nucleotide messenger RNA. Its product is annotated as proline-rich protein 18-like. The record is from RefSeq and is a predicted model, not a curated record. Bases 65 to 1018 code for a protein of 317 amino acids. The transcript has a single exon. Lineage: Eukaryota; Metazoa; Chordata; Actinopteri; Scatophagidae.